ACCCUCCUUCAUGCUCGCAGCCUCCAGCCUGACUCCCACCUCACACACUCCCCUCCCUGUCUGCCCGGCCGUCUCCUCUCCCGGCCUCACAGUGGGAUGAUGUCGAUUUCUCUGAGGAUCUUGCAGCUUCUACUUGUUCUCCAUAUUGUUAUUCUUGAGCCGAGGGAAUGAUGGAAGCCCGUCUGCUGGAAGCUGUUUGGACUGAGGGGAUUUCUUAUUGUUGAGGAGAAGAAGAAUAUUGACCGGAAGUUGCAGGGUUGUUUUGCAGUGGAAUGGACCUCCUAUACUGUCAGUAUGUGCUGCUCUGCACGGCCGCCCUCACAGUUUCUGUGGCAUUUACCAAAGAUGGAGGCAGCGAGGCCGACAGGUGGCCCAGGCAGAGCCUCCCGGUGCUUCUGGACACGCACACACAGCUGUUAAACACCCUGUCGUUCAGAGGGCAGGAGGAGGAUGAGGAGGAAACAAGUGCAAAGACACUCUGUGGGAUCGAGUGUCAAGAAAAGUUACCAGCUGUUGACCGGACGGAGCAAGAGAGGAUUCUGGGAUACGAGACAAUGUAUGAGAACGGUACACGCACGCAUACCGAUAUCAGCUUGCAAGGUUUUGACAACACGUCUGCAGGAAGGCCAGCCCACUCAGAGAUCCACACGAGAAGGAAACGACAGGUUUACGGAGCAGAUGGACGCUUCGUGAUCUCCGACUCACAUUUUAUCACCAACUACCCGUUCUCCACCGCAGUUCGCCUCUCCACCGGAUGCUCUGGAGUCCUGGUGUCCCCCAAGCACGUGCUGACGGCGGCACACUGCAUCCACGACGGCGCCGGCUACCUGGAGAGUGCCAAGAGGCUCAGAGUAGGAGUGCUGCAGCUCAAAGCCAAAAGAAGAAGAGGAGGAAGGAGGAGAGGGGGCCGACAGAGGGGUGGGAGGAGAGGAGAGGAGAAGACCUUGGAGGAAGGUGACGAGCAGAACGGUUUAGAUGGAGAUGUGGCAAGAGGCAGAAAUGGGAGACGAAGAGGAAGAAGGAUGGAAGGUCAAGUGGAAGCUGGGGCUGGAAUAACUGGAAGAGGAAGGAAACGAAAAGGCCCCAGCCGCGUUGGACGCAGCGUCGAACCCAGAAAGCAGCCCGUCUUCCGUUGGACUCGGGUCAAACAAACCCAAAUCCCUCAAGGAUGGCUCCACGGCAAGGACUCCACCAACUCGGCCUCUUCUGACUACGACUACGCUCUUCUGGAGCUGAAACGACAAGUCAAGCAGAAGCCCAUGGCGCUGGGAGUGGCUCCAUCCACUGCUCCACUGGCGCGGAUCCACUUCUCAGGCUACGACGCCGACAAAAGCCUGCUGGACGGGCACGGAGACGAAAAGGUGGUUUACCGUUUUUGCUCAGUGACAAAGGAGUCCGACAACCUGAUGUACCAGCGGUGCGACUCACAGCCCGGGGCGUCCGGCGCUGGCGUUUAUGUACGUCUGAGGCAGGAGGCGGGGGAUGAGGGCGGGAAAGGGAAGUGGGAGAGGAGGGUGAUCGGGGUGUUCUCGGGCCAUCGGUGGGUGGAGGUGGAGGGAGGUGAGCUGAGGGACUUUAACGUUGCCGUGAGGAUCACUCCGGCCAAAUACGCCCAGAUCUGCCACUGGAUCCACGGGGACCCAAGUCUCUGUAAAGAGGUCUGAACUUCCAGAGCAAUGGAGCUACAGCGAGAAAAAGAUUUGACGUCACUUUUAAAAAGACUCUAAGAUCAAAGAACUGCUCUUAAGAAAGUUCUGCAGGUAUUUUUCUUUGGUGCUGACUGCAGCGUUUUUUUCUAAUUGUUGUAAAAUUAGGACAUGGAUAGGACAUCAUCAAAAUGGAAACAGCCAAUAGAGACGCCUCCAAACCAAACCUUGUCGUAUCUCAGCCUACCCAUCAUUUACUUAAAUCAACAUUUCAUCUCUCUCAUUAUGUUGCAAAAUACAGGAAGAAAAAGAUUUUCAAAUAUAUACCUCCUGUACAGUUACACUAAAUAAUAUCAGUAAGUGCUUUUUGGGAUAUGCAUAAAUAUCGUAGUAAAUGUUGACCUGAAAAUAAAACCGUUUUCUCCCUUGUCCAAAUCAUUACCCACAAUUCCUCUCAACCAGCGACAAAUACACAGGUCAGAUUGUUUGGGUGUUAUUGGUGGACUACGGAGGUCUGGUUCUUUGUGACUCAGCGAACCAAGAGAUUAUUUCUCUUCGUCUCUUUAAGAAGUUUACUGGCAACUUUGUUCCUUUACAAUAAGUUUAAUUUAUAUUUUCUAAGUUGUGGCAUUCAUUAUCUUCCAUCUUUUUUACCUACAAAAUGCAAAUAAGGGUAAAAACCUCUAAACACCAACAUCCGAACAACGAAUUGUACUAUGUUGAUAGGACAAAGAUAACAACUUCCAUAAUUUCAGUUUAUGUAAAAAAAAAAAGACAAAUUCUUAUUGUUGUGUGUGUGUUUUUGUGUCA
This is a messenger RNA of Pleuronectes platessa (European plaice), 2456 nucleotides long. RefSeq names its product serine protease 23. Gene Ontology annotation, molecular function: serine-type endopeptidase activity. The coding region runs from base 273 to 1664 and encodes 463 amino acids. The record is from RefSeq and is a predicted model, not a curated record. Gene Ontology annotation, biological process: proteolysis. Lineage: Eukaryota; Metazoa; Chordata; Actinopteri; Pleuronectiformes; Pleuronectidae. The transcript is spliced from 2 exons.